AUGUUAGUUGCCAUCUUUGUUGUGGCAGCAGAGCCACUGGUCCGAGGCCUGAGGAAACUCCCUGAAGAUAUUGACUGGUCAUACUCAGGUCCCCUGAACCAGCGCAACUGGGGUAAGAAGUACCCAUUCUGUAACAGCGCCAGGCAGUCUCCUGUGGACAUCAGCGAAACGUUUACCCAGGUUAGGCUGCAGUACCAAAACCUGCAACUAGAGGGCUGGGACAAACUGACAGCAGAGUCCAGCACCAUCCACAACAAUGGGAAGACUGUGGCCAUCAAUGUGGAAGGGGAGUUCUUUGUUAGUGGAGGAGGGCUGAGCUCCAGGUUUCGUGUUAGUAGAAUCACCUUCCACUGGGGCCGCUGCAAUGCAACCUCAGAUGGGUCUGAACACAGCCUGAAUGGAAUGAAAUACCCUCUGGAGAUGCAGAUCUACUGUUACGAUCCAGAUGACUUUCAUAGUCUGAAUGAUGCAAUUAGGGAAGGAGGGAGGGUAAUUGCCUUGGCUGUGCUAUUUGAGAUCAGCCUGGAAGACAAUGAGAACUUUAAUCCGGUUAUAGAUGCCGUCAACACUGUCAGCAGGUUUGGUAAGAGUGGGUCAUUGGAAGCUUUCCCCUUGCAGUCUUUGCUGCCUAAUAACACACAUAAAUAUUACAUCUACAAUGGUUCUCUGACUGCGCCUCCCUGCUCUGAAAUGGUGGAAUGGAUUGUCUUUAAACACACUGUGGCCAUAUCAGAAACACAGUUGGAAGUGUUUUGUGAGGUGAUGACCAUGGAGCAGGCUGGAUAUGUGAUGCUGACGGAUUACCUGCAGAACAACUUCCGGGAACAGCAGCAGCAGUCCAUGGGUCAGGUGUUUGCCUCGUACACCGGAGUGGAGGACAUGCUCACACCCACCUGCAGCUCAAAGCCAGAAAAUGUUCAGGCUGAUGCCCAGAAUGACACAACCAUUGUGGUGAUGUGGGAGCGUCCCCGUGUGGUUUAUGACAUGACCAUCGACUGGUAUACUGUCACCUACCAGAGGCUGCAGGGCCGAGACCAGAGCAAGCAGGAGUACAGGACCGACGGGGACCAGGAUGUGGGUGCCAUCAUUUCCAGUCUGCUGGCCAACAGCAGCUAUGUGGUGCAGGUGGUGGCUGUUUGCACCAAUGGACUCAAUGGACAACUGAGUGAUGAGAUUAUAGUGGACAUGCCGUUAGAAGACCCUGAAAGCGAUUUGGAUCCUGACACUUUCACAAAAGAUUUGGAAGGCAACAGGGAGGUCUCAUCUAAAGCCAGAUGGGGGAAGCCUAAGGACCAAAAUCAGGUGGAUUUGUCUCAAGAGGACCACAGCCCUGUGGAGGAGAUCCCAGUGGAGCAGACCAGAGUUUACCAGAACCAACCUACACACCUUCAGAACCAGCCAAAAGACCAAACCCAAGCAAACCAGAAAAUCCCAGUCCAAGUUAGGACCCGAUCAACCCCAAAGUCUCCCUCUGAUUCUGCAGUUCUACAGAAAACUCGACUCAACCAGAAUGUCAAAAAGAAACCAAGUGAAAACAGGUCUAAACCAGAUGAUAUGGAUCAGAACUGGAUUGCUGAGGACAAGAAGAUCCAAACAAAACAGUCCUCUACUAAUGUGGGUUUUGAUGGUAAUAGUGCAAUCUGGAUAACUGAGGUAACUGAACACCCAGGCUUCCUAUUUCCAGUUGCUCGGACCAACAUGCUGCCAACGAUCCACCGACAAAUCACAGAAGAGGCCUCAUUGUCAGUGUUGCCACAUCAGUCAAGGGAUCACGGUCCACCAGACCAAGCUGGUGAAAGCAGCCUCCCUUCUCCCCAGUCAGACCUCUACACCCCUCCUGUGGAGGAAAUCCAAGUCACUGAUAUCUUCUAUGAAGACACGGUAAACAACUUUCCACUGGAAACCACCACCUCUGCUGCAACAAAGUCUGCUGCUUUUAUGGGGCCAGGUAAUAAAGUAGACACAGUCUCCCUACUGUCCUCUGAAGACAGCAAUGCCCCUGUGAACAAACCUCUACCAGAAACCAUCACUUCAGUGUCCUCCUCCCUUUGGAUCACAGCAAGGACGGCAACUGCCAGUAACACCAUUGCUGAUUCAGUCUACAAAUCAUUCACCAGCUCCUCUCUUCUAAGGGUGCUAAUGCAGACGACCCAGUCCAUGUUCAACGAAGGCAGCAACAGCAGCCACGAGUCUCAGGUCGGGCUGGUCGGAGGCGUGGAGAAGGAAAAGAGGACAGUUGUUCCUCUGGCUGUUGUCUCCACUCUCACCAUCCUCUGUCUGGUGGUACUGGUGGGCAUACUCAUUUACUGGAGAAACUGUUUCCAGGCCAAUUUCUACCCAGAUAACAGUGCAUCACCUAAAGUCACAUCUGCUCCACCUACACCCCUGCUGCUGGCCACAGACAGUCAUGAGCCGCUGACAGUGAAGCAGUUUGUGAAACAUGUCAUGGAGCUCCAUACCACCAACACCUUCUUCAAAGAGUUUGAGAUUGUCAAAGAAUCUUAUGAGGAGGUGCAAGCAUGCACAGUGGACAUGGGCGUCAUCGCUGACAGCUCCAAUCACCCCGACAACAAAAGCAAGAACCGAUACAUCAAUAUACUGGCCUAUGACCACAGUAGAGUGAAGCUGUGCAACAGCUUGGACAGAGAUGGGAAAUGUGGGGGCUACAUCGACGCUAACUUUGUUGAUGGUUAUGAGCAAACAAGGGCAUACAUCGCAGCUCAGGGGCCUCUCAGAGCAGGCAGGGAAGACUUCUGGAGGAUGAUCUGGCAGCAGAAUGUUAGAAUUAUCAUCAUGAUCACCAACCUCAAGGAGAAAGGACGGACAAAGUGUGACCAGUACUGGCCGGAGGAGAACCAGGAGGAAUACGGUCCAUACCAGGUGACCUUGAAAAGCAUCAAGACCUUGGCAUACUACACAUUGCGAAUGUUCACUGUCAGAGAUACCGCAAAUAAGGUAUCUCAGAGGAGAGUUGAACACACAGUCCUCCAUUACCACUACACCCAGUGGCCAGACAUGGGUGUCCCAGAAUACACUCUGCCUGUCCUGUCCUUCAUCAGAGCAUCCACCCGGAACCGGACACAGGAGAUGGGACCUGUUCUGGUACACUGCAGUGCUGGUGUAGGAAGGACAGGAACCUACAUAGUGAUAGAUAGCAUGCUGCAGCAGAUCCAGGAUCAAGGGAUGGUGAAUGUUCUUGGUUUCUUAAAACAUGUCCGGACUCAGAGGAACUUCCUGGUUCAGACAGAAGAGCAGUACGUGUUCAUCCAUGAUGCUCUGGUGGAGGCCAUCUUGAGCCCUGACACCAAGGUGAUCUCUGACCUCCUCCACACUUACGUAUCUGACCUCCUGACCCCUGGGGCAUCAGGCAGAACACGCAUGGACAAACAGUUCAAAUUGAUCAGUCAGCGUCAGGCGAAGCACGCAGACUACAGCACUGCUCUGAAAGAUGGCAACGCUGAGAGGAACAGAGCCAGAGCUCUGAUGCCUGUGGAGAGAUCAAGAGUUUGUCUGACUGCUUCAGAAACAAACUCCACAGGCUACAUCAACGCCUCUUAUGUCAUGGGACAUCACCACAGUAAAGAGUUUAUUGUGAGCCAGACUCCUCUUAGCAGCACAGUGGCUGAUUUUUGGAGAAUGAUCUGGGAACAUAACACACACACAGUUGUUUGUCUGUCAGACAAACACUCUCAGAGUGAAGAGGGGGAGUGUUGUGUCUACUGGCCCAGUAAAGACCAACCAAUGAGCUUUGAGGAUUUCAGUGUUUCAUACUUGGGGGAGGAGCAUGUGUGUCUGUCCAAUGAUGAGAGAGUUUUGGUGCAAGACUUUAUAGUGGAGUCUUCACAGAACAAUUAUAUGGUGGAGGUUCGUCAGUACAGCACCCCCUGCUGGCCAAACUCAGACAGUCCGAUCAGGAACUGUUUUGAUCUGGUUAACACAGUUAGAGAGCACAGCAGACACACAGAGGGACCAACAGUCGUACAUGAUCUCUUGGGAGGUGCUACAUCAGGGCUGCUCUGUGCUCUCACCACCCUGUCCAGCCAGCUAGAGGAGGAGGGAGCUGUAGACAUAUACCAGGUGGCACGGAUUACCAACCUCAUGAGGCCUGGGGUCUUUAAUGAUAUUGAGCAGUACCAGUUUCUGUACCGAGCUGUGCUCAGUCUGGUGAGCAGCCAAGAGGACCAGAGAGCCCUGCAGAGCCCAGAAACAAAUGGAUCUGUACCACUGGGGCAGGCCAACAUUGCAGAGAGCCUGGAGUCACUCAUGUAGAAACACACACACACACACGUACACACACACACACACACACACACACACACACACACACACA
Xiphias gladius (swordfish) is the source of this 4330-nucleotide messenger RNA. It is a transcript of the gene ptprz1b, whose product is annotated as protein tyrosine phosphatase receptor type Z1b. Gene Ontology annotation, molecular function: protein binding; protein tyrosine phosphatase activity. NCBI's taxonomy places the organism in Eukaryota, Metazoa, Chordata, Actinopteri, Istiophoriformes, Xiphiidae. The record is from RefSeq and is a predicted model, not a curated record. Gene Ontology annotation, biological process: peptidyl-tyrosine dephosphorylation. The coding region runs from base 1 to 4269 and encodes 1422 amino acids. The transcript has 32 exons.